CCGGUGACAGGGCAGGGGAGAGAGGUAGACUUUCAGUCCUAGCCUACAGAUACACAGUGAAACAGUAGACGUCCCCUUAUGCAUUUUUAACAGCUCAGCAGGUGAUGGGAACAGUUUGGUUGGGACAGUUUGUCCACAGAUAGAGUGACCAAGUGAUCAGGUGAGUCCAAACCGCUCUGUUUAGCUGCUAAUGCUACAAUAUUUGUCAGGCAUUAUUUGCAAGCUAACUUUGUUUGCAAGAUUUUAUCCUUUACCUGGACAAAACCGCAACGAGUGUAGAUUUGGCUUUGAUAACAUCUCAGAACAUUGCUUGCGAGAGUGGUAUGUUCUGUUUUAUAGGUUUUAUAAUUGAAUAUAGUCAGUGAACACUUGAGAUGAGUUCUCCAAAAAAUAACUCUUUUGUAAAUAUGUACCCUGAAGCUAAUAAUAUCUGGAUUCAUUGAGGUCUGUGUCAGACCUUGACUUUUCCGAGCUGCUCUGCACGCUGUAAUUAGGAGAGACUUGUGGGCCAGAGUGGAUCAACUCAGUCUAUUCACAAUAAGAAUUUAUCUGAAGGGGAUGUCAUUCACAAAUGAAUCCUGUUCUUUUUCCCUCAGCUGUGAAUGACAUCCCUCAUCAUUUUCCUGGAAAGAGACAAUACUCUAUCGUCUGCUUCAUUCAUUAAAAAAAGAGGACUCUUUCUCUCUGUCAGACAGCUUUUGAACUGCCAUCACGUUCUGCUCACCUCUGACCCUGAGUUUGAAAAAACUGAGGUGGUGCAACUUACCCAGUCUGAGGUGCAAACCACCUUGCUUUCAUUUCUGUGGGAAGCCCUUCUAUCGACCUGAGGAUCCCUUUUGGCACUUCUGAGGUUUACCAGUAAACGAGGAUGCCUGGAGCCAGUGGCGUCAACGUGGAGGGCUCUUGUGAGGCCCUGCGUCGAACCCUGGUGUCACAGAACGGCCUGCAGAGAGAGACGGCUGACAUCUCCCAGUCUGUCCUCUACACCUCACUGAUGGGCCUGCUUCUGGUCGCUGACAACGAGAAGGAGCAGCUCAACUUAGGAAGCGGAAGGGUUGGCCUCAGAAACAUAGGAAACACAUGUUUCCUGAAUGCAGUAGCCCAGUGUUUGUCUCACACACGUGGCCUGCGGGACUACUGCCUCCUCAAGUCCUAUAGGGAUGAGAAGUACUCCAAAGAGGAGGCUAAGCUCAUGGAAGCUUUUUCUCAGGUGCUGACAGGCCUUUGGGAUGUAAAUGAAGGAGACACAGUUGUGAAUCCACGACAGUUUUACAAUAUUUUUAAAGGAGCCGUGCCUUACUUCAGUGGUUACAGUCAACAGGACGCCCAGGAGUUCCUGAGGUUCCUAUUGGACAAGUUGCACACAGAAAUCAACCGCAGACCCUACGUUCGACGAACAGGGAAGGAGCCCGAACAAAAAUAUGCCAGAUUUAGGAUUUCAGAAGAGGCGGCUGCCAUGUGGAAGAAGCACUUGGAGAGAGAUGACAGCAGAAUAGUAGACCUGUUCUCGGGCCAGCUGCGGAGCUCGCUGCAUUGCUCAGUGUGUUCCCACUACUCCAACACAUUCGAUGUGUUCUGUGAUCUGUCGCUGCCCAUCCCCAAGAGGAGCUCUGCUGGGGAGGUAACGCUGAAGGAGUGCCUGGACCUCUUCUCUCAGGAGGAGAAACUGGUCAAGGAGAAUUCACCAAUGUGUGAGAGGUGUAACAGGCACACAGAGUGCACCAAGCGGCUGUCCAUCCAGAGGUUUCCCCAAGUUAUUGUGAUCCAUCUGAAUCGUUUUACGACGUCACGGUGGUCCAUCAGUAAAAGCACAGUGUAUGUGUCCUUCCCCCUCACUAACCUGGACCUUGGACCCUACGGACCUGUCGACUGUGGCCCAGUUUUGUAUGAUUUAUAUGCAAUAUGUAACCAUGCCGGGACAGUGAACAUGGGGCACUACACAGCCUGCUGUUCAGAUGAAAAUGGUUGGUGCUUCUACAAUGACUCCAGUGUGACUCCAGUCUCAGAGAACCAGCUUCAGACCAAUCAAGCCUAUGUGCUGUUCUACCAGCGCAGCAACAGCACCACCACCACCGUCAGGAAAUAGACCUGAGACUGGCUGAGCCAGGCAGCCAAUCAGAGCAACUUUACCUCCAGUGUCCAUAGAAACGACUAGAAGCAGCAGUGCUGUGAUUCUGGCAUCUAUGAACGUCUCAAUGAGCUCAAAUAAACUCUGAGGUGGAGAGAAGCCAUGCUCACUUUAAGGAGGCUUGACGAGGUGAUCUCCCUCCUAAAUCAUGGAGAUGCUUUUCAAGAGUCUCACUGUGGGAGCUGAGGCAGCCCAGACAGACUGUAGCCUUAAGAGUCUCUGUGACCCAGUCCUCAGGCACGAGUGAGUGGUGUACUUGCAGAUAAUCUUGAUUCAUGCUUGCUCACAUAAACCCAAAUAAACAAAAAUAAAUCUUGGGUGGAAUAGAAAUAAGGCAACAUUUCAAUUGUGACAUAGAACUUGUUCAAAUUCUCUGACUAGAUUUCAAGCUACACUUUUGUGAAAAUGUACUUUAAUUUAAGAUGUAAUUAUCUGUAGCCUAUGCUAUAUUUAUGCUGUCUUUUUUUUUUUAAAUCUUAAUCUCCCUCCACAUGGACAGUUAACCCUGAAACUUGAAAAUAAUAAAAUGGGCUAUAUUUUCCUUCUAACUUAAUUAUAAUGUAUUAUGUAUGUAUAUAUAUAUAUUUUUUACAUUUUGCUAUUGUGCAUAUGGACAAAUGAUUGAAUGUAUUGCAUUAUUGAUAUUUAAAACAGUCAAUAAAAGACCAAUGAAAAAGUC
Siniperca chuatsi (mandarin fish) is the source of this 2807-nucleotide messenger RNA. RefSeq names its product ubiquitin specific peptidase 21 (gene usp21). Bases 869 to 2086 code for a protein of 405 amino acids. The record is from RefSeq and is a predicted model, not a curated record. Gene Ontology annotation, cellular component: cytoplasm. Gene Ontology annotation, molecular function: cysteine-type deubiquitinase activity. Gene Ontology annotation, biological process: protein deubiquitination. NCBI's taxonomy places the organism in Eukaryota, Metazoa, Chordata, Actinopteri, Centrarchiformes, Sinipercidae. The transcript has 11 exons.